AUGCGGGGCUCGGAUGACAUGGUUGAAUGGCUGGAACUACUUGGUCACUCAGUUGAAAAUUUGAAUGGUCUGAAUGCUAUACACGUCUCAGAGACGAAUGGUAAGGGAAGCACCUGUGCAUUCGCGGCGUCGUUCCUCAAGGCUUACGGCAAUGACACUGGAUACCCGCAAAACAUUGGGCUCUACACAUCGCCACACAUGAAAAAUAUACGUGAGAGGAUUCGCAUCAAUGGCGAGCCUAUAUCGAAGGAGCAUUUUACGAUGCGGUUCUUCGAAAUCUGGGAUAAGUUGCCAGGCCAGGCCACCCCGAUAUUGGAUAUUCCUCGAUAUCUCCAGCUCUUGACUCUCCUCUCUUUCCAUGUCUUUAUUGAGGAAAAAGUAAAUGUGGCAAUUUAUGAGACUCACCUUGGUGGAGAAUUUGAUGCAACGAAUGUCAUAAGGAUGCCGCUUGUGACAGCCGUUACACCAAUUGCAAUGGAUCACGUCAGUCUGCUCGGUAGUCUAGCCUUCUCAGCUCUUCAGGAACCAGAGGUUGCUAUGGUACUUGAGCAGCGAGCGGCCGAGAAAGGAGUUAGGCUUAAGUUUAUCGGCGUCGACUCUGCACUUCCGACCAGCGCGGCGGCGCUACAGCCCAAAGUCCAGAAAAUAAACUGCUCUUUGGCCCUCGCAGUAGCCCGGGCUUGGAUAGCUUUGAAGGCACCUAAGAUGCAAGCUAUAAUGGAAGAUAACAUUGCUUGUGGCAUCGAGCAUUUUGCCUGGCCAGGACGGUAUCAGCAAAUCAACGAGCGGAAUUGUCAGUGGUUUCUUGAUGGAGCGCAUAAUGAUUUGAGCUUGCGACAUGCUGUGAAGUGGUUCGCCGAAACGGCCACGGGGAAACAAAAUCAUGCUGUCACUUCCACGCGCAUUCUUAUAUUUAGUCAAAUUUCAGCCCGAGAUGGCGUGGCACUUCUGCGUAGCAUCGCCGAAUCUCUACAAAAUCAUAACAUUCAUAUGCAAUACGUCAUUUUUACCACAUAUGAUGAAAGGCGAGAUGGCCAAACAAGGAUUGAUAGAAAUCUGAAAAAUAAUUUCUCGGCAGACGUCCAAGAGCGUUAUGCCGAGACUUGGAAAGGUUUGGAUCCUACGGCUACGGUAAUACGCGAGCGGACAGUUGAAAGUGCUUUAGAUCGGGCUAGGGAACUCGGUAAUCAGAAUAGCGGUAUGCAAGCCUUGAUAAUAGGGAGUCUCCACUUGUGGUCGAGCAACAGCCAGAAGUACUGCGAAACAAUCACUCAAGAUAUGCGCCAAAAUAACGUACCAAAGAAGCUAGCGCAAGAUAUCCCAAGCGUAGUUGAGAACCAUGGUCGAAAAUUAAAGAUUUCGCCUCCUCCCCAGCCAGUGGGCGAUCCGGGCCCGCGCGGAUGA
Sclerotinia borealis F-4128 is the source of this 1404-nucleotide messenger RNA. NCBI's taxonomy places the organism in Eukaryota, Fungi, Ascomycota, Leotiomycetes, Helotiales, Sclerotiniaceae. The record is from the annotation of a GenBank genome assembly.